This is a messenger RNA of Perca fluviatilis (European perch), 1213 nucleotides long. RefSeq lists its product as uncharacterized. The transcript is spliced from 4 exons. The coding region runs from base 25 to 816 and encodes 263 amino acids. The record is from RefSeq and is a predicted model, not a curated record. NCBI's taxonomy places the organism in Eukaryota, Metazoa, Chordata, Actinopteri, Perciformes, Percidae.
CCAGUAUUAUGUCACUUACCUGUCAUGGCUUCCCCUGUGGCGCUUAUUCAAGGGGCCAGCAGAGGACUAGGGCUUGAAUUCUGCAAAUAUAUCUUAAAAAACAAAACUCGCGCGGCCGUUAUAGCGACAUGCCGAAACCCGGAUGGAGCGGCCGAGCUGCGGGAUCUGGCCGGCCAACACCCGGGCAAACUGACGGUCCUAAGGCUGGACGUGAGCCGGGAGGAGGACAUUCGCGGAGCUGCGGAUCGGGUUAAGGAGAGCUUCGGCCGGCUGGAUCUGAUCGUCAACUCCUCGGCAAUGCUUCACCCCUCAGGAAAAGGAGAGACCAGCCUUAGAGAUGUCUCUGCUCAAGGCAUCAUUUCCACCUUGACAACCAACACAGUGGGUCCCCUGGUCAUGGCUAAGUAUUUUGCCCCCCUCCUUCAGAAGGGUGGCGGUAGUUUCGGUCAGCAGCCUGCAGAGAAAGUCAAGCAGCACAGCGGCAUCAUCGUCAACAUCACCGCCAAAGUGGGAUCCAUUGGCGACAACGGUCUUGGUGGUUGGUACAGCUACAGAAUGUCUAAAGCAGCUCUCAACAUGGCUACUAGGAAUCUUUCUAUAGAGCUGGGACGCAGUCGGCCCAAGGUGGUCUGUGUGUCCUUACAUCCAGGAACAGUCAACACAGACCUCUCCCGGCCAUAUCACAGGAAUGUGCCAAAAGACAAGUUGUUCAGUGCAGAACACUCUGUGAACUAUCUGAUGAGCAUUAUUGACACACUGAAUAUCGAAAAGACUGGCAGGGCGUACAACUGGGAUGGGACUGACCUUCCUUGGUAGAAACAAUAAAUGUACAAAGAGAACGGUGACUUUUCACUGAAAAGCAGUCACUCCGGUCUAAACAGUCCCAGACAAACCUCUUCCACUACCUCACAACCAGCCAAAUUGCUUAAAUCACCUCUAAUACUCAUGUUGUUAAUACAGCCAUUACAUUAAGGCCUUAUUUGGAUUUUCCCUCUGCUCCCAUUCUUUGUGGUAAGCUAAGCUAACCACCAGGACCAACCUCUUAACAGACCGACAUGAGAGUGGUACUGGAUCUUCUCAUCCAACUCUUCUGAAAAUGGAUAAAAGCAUGUUUCCCAAAAUGUGAGGAACGAUUUGUGUGAAAUUUCACAUAUUCCUUUUUGUGUUUCAUGUCUUAUUGUUGAAUAAAAUCAGUUUAUGUCAUGCCACUAGA